Molecule: messenger RNA, 4871 nt
Organism: Loxodonta africana (African savanna elephant)
Lineage: Eukaryota; Metazoa; Chordata; Mammalia; Proboscidea; Elephantidae
Product: olfactory receptor 7C1-like
Biological process (GO): G protein-coupled receptor signaling pathway
Cellular component (GO): plasma membrane
Molecular function (GO): olfactory receptor activity; G protein-coupled receptor activity
Source: RefSeq, a predicted model, not a curated record
CGCCUUACAUCAUAAUGAUAGGAUUUACAACACAUAGGGAAAUCACUUCAGAUGACAAAAUGAUAGACAAUCAUACAAUACUGGGAAUCAUGACCUGGACAAUUUGACAGACAUUUUGGUGGGACACAAUUCAAUACAUGACAACAAUUAAGGGAAAAAUAUCUCUAAAGGCUCCUCAGGGGCAAUAAUGACUUGUGAAAUGCUGGCCCAGAAGUCUGGAGGGAGGGGAGUAUUUGGUGAGAAGUGACUCCCAGACAGGUCCCUGCGUGGUGCAAAAGGUUUUGGCUGGACUACUAACCUAAAGGUUGGUAGUUAGAACCCUCCCAGCAUACCAUGGAAGAAAGGCCUAGCAAUCUGCUUCUGUAAAAGAUGACAGCCAAGAAAACUCUAUGGAGCAGUUCUACUCUAACAAACACAUGGGGUCGCCAUGAGUCAAAAUCUACUCAUGGCAAAUGUUUUGGUUUAACUCUCAGAAGACCCCCAUGCAUCUAUCAGUUGAUCAUACUGUGGAGGCUUGCCUGUUGCUGUGAUACUAGAAGUUAUGCCACUGGUAUUCAAAUAAACCAGCAUAGUCACCUAUGGAUGACAGGUUUCAGCUGAGCUUCCAGAUUAAGACAGACUAGGAAGAAGUACCUGGAGGUCCACUUCUGGGAAGAAUUAGCCAGUGAAAAUCUUAUGAAUAGCAGUGCAACAUUGAUAAAGGUUCAAAACAUGAGCCCUUGAUGUUGGAAGGCACUCACUCAAAAUACGACUGGGGAGAGCUGCCUCCUCAAAGUAGAGUUGAUCUUAAUGAUGUGGAUGGAGUCAAGCUUUCAGGACCUUCUAUUGUUGAUGUGGGAGGACUCAAAAGGAGAAGGAAGAGCUGCAAACAUCCAUUAAUAACCAGAACGUGGAAUGUAUGAAGUACGAAUUUAGGAAAAUUGGAAAUGGUCAAAAAUGAAAUGGAGAGCAUAAAUGUCAACAUCUUAGGCAUUAGUGAGCUGAAAUGGACUGGUACUGGCCACUUUGAAUUGGAUAAUCUUAUGGUAUGCUAUGGCGGGAAUGACAAAUUGGAGAGGAAUCCUUGCAUUCAUUGUCAAAAAGAACAUUUCAAUAUCUAUCCUGAAGAACAAUGCUGUCAGCGAUAGGAUAAUAUCCAUAUGCCUACACGGAACACAGGUGAAUGCAAGUAUUAUUCAAAUUUAUGCACCAACCACAAAGGCCAAAGAUGAAGAAAUUGAAGAUUUUUACCAACUUCUGCAGUCUGAAAUUCAUCAAACAUGCAAUCAGGAUACAUUGGUAAUUACUGGUGAUUGGAAUGCAAAAGUUGGAAACAAAGAAGGAUCGGUAAUUGGAAAAUAUGGCCUUGGUGAUAGAAACAACUGCGGAGAUCACAUGAUAGAAUUUUGGAAGACCAGUGACUUCCUCAUGCAAAUAUCUUUUUUCACCAGCAUAAAUGGCGACUACACAUGUCAAUCUCACCAGAUGGAAUACACAGGAAUUAAAUCGAUUACAUCUCUGGAAACAGAUGAUGGAAAAUCUCAAUAUCAUCAGUCAGAACAAGGCCAGGGACCGACUGCGGAUCAGACCAUCAAUUGCUUAUAUUCAAGUUCAAGUUGAAACUGAAGAAAACUGGAGCAAGUCCAUGAGAGUCAAAAUAUGACUUGAAUAUAUCCCACCUGAAUUUAGAGACGGUCCCAAGAGUAGAUUUGAGAUGUCGAACACUAAUAACUAAAGACCAGAGGAAUUAAGGAAUGACAUCAAGGACAUCAUACAUGAAGAAAACAAGCAGUCACUAAAAAAAUAGGAAAGAAAAACCAUAAUGGACAUCAGAAGAGACUCUGAAACCUGAUCGGCAUUUCUCAAGCUGAAAAACUGAAGAAAAGAUUCAAGCUUCGAGUUGGAAUAUUGAAGGAUUCUACUGGGAAAAUAUUAAAUGACGCUGGAAGCCAGUAAUUAUCAAUGCAACUUCAUUGCAUGUUUGAUCAAUUUCAAACUGUGGAAGUUGGUAAAAACCUUCAAUUCCUUUUUCUUUGAUCUUAGUGGUUGGCAGGUAAAUUUGAAUAAUAGUCAUAUUAUUAUUAACUCAUAUUAACUCGUCUUCCUUGUAAGCCUAUGGUUAUUAUCCUAUCACUGACAGUAUUGUACUUUAGGAUAGAUCUUGAAAUGUUUUUAAAAAUGAACACGAUCCCAUUCCUCUUCAAUUUGUUAUUCCUGGCAUAGUAGACCAUAUGAUUGUCUAAUUCAAAAUGGCCAAUAUCACUCCACUUCAGCUCAAAAACCAAAAAAAAAGAACAAAACCCGUUGCCAUCGAGUUGAUUCUGACUCAUGGCGAACCUAUAGGACAAAGUAGAACUGCCCUGUAUGGUUUCCCAGGAGUGCCUGGUGGAUUCAAACUGCCGACCUUUUGGUUAGCAGCCGUAGCUCUUAACCACUAUGCUACCAGGGUUUCCCACUUCAGCUCACUAAUACCGAAAAUAUCGAUGUUUAUGUGUUUCAUUUCACUUUUGAUGAUUUAGUAUUUUCCUAGAUUCAUGCUUUGUACAUUCCACCUUCUGGUUACUAAUGGAUCUCUGCAGCUGUUUCUUCUCAUUUUGAGUCAUGCCACACCAGCAAAUGAAGGUCCCCAAAACUUGUUAAAAUGCAAAUUCUGAUUUGGCAAGUCUGGGUGCGUCUAGGAUACUGCAUUCUUAAGAAAUUCCCAGGUGAUUCUGAUCCUGCUGGUCCAAAGAUCACACUUUGAAUAAUCAGACUAGAGAGCGUACAAUUUUGGGUCUGUGUUUAGUUUUCCAGAUAGAAGUGGCAGCAAAGGAAACAGUGGAAGUGUUUAGAAUUCCACAACUGAAGAAAAGUAGACUAAAGCAAUACUUUAUUAAUUCCUCUACUUCCAAUGAAAGGCAACAUUUCUGUGUUAUAGGUUUGCUGAUAAUUGAAUGGUGCUUUUGCCUCUGUCCUGGUAGGUAUUUCAUCCACAUGGAAUCAGCAAAUCAAACACAUGUUUCAAAAUUUCUUCUUCUGGGAUUUUCAGUGAAGUUAGAGAUUCAGCUCAUUCUCUUUGGGCUGUUCCUAUCCAUUUAUCUGGUCACCUUCACUGGGAACUUACUGAUCAUCCUGGCCAUCAGUGCUGACUCCCAACUCCACACACCUAUGUACUUCUUCCUCUCCAACUUGUCCUUUGCUGACAUCUGUUUCACCUCUACCACUAUACCAAAGAUGCUGGUGAAUAUCAAGAUGCAGAGCAAAUCCAUCCUCUAUGAAGGCUGCCUCACCCAGAUUUUUUUUUUCAUUGUUUUUGGAUGCCUGGACAAUUUACUCCUGACUGUGAUGGCCUAUGACCGCUUCGUGGCAAUCUGUCACCCCCUGAACUACACAGUCAUCAUGAACCCCCGGCUCUGUGGACAGCUGAUUCUGGGGUCCUGGUGCCUCAGUGUCAUGGGAUCCAUGCUAGAAAUUUUGCCAGUUUUGAAGCUGUCCUUCUGCACAUACACAGAAAUCCCCCUUUUUUGUGAUCUUCCUGAAGUCCUGAAGCUCACCUGUUCUGACACCCUAAUCAAUAACAUUGUGGUGUAUUUGGUGACUGGCUUCCUGGCCUUCAUUCCUUUCACUGGAAUACUUUUCUCUUAUUCUCAGAUUGCCUCCUCCAUAUUGACAAUUUCAUCAGCCGGAGGGAAGUAUAAAGCUUUUUCCACUUGUGGGUCUCACCUCUCUGUUGUCUCCUUAUUCUAUGGCACAGGCCUUGGGGUCUACCUCAGCUCUGCAGCCACACCGACCUCUAGAACAAGUCUGAUGGCUUCGGUGAUGUAUACCAUGAUCACACCCAUGUUGAAUCCCUUCAUCUACAGUCUAAGGAACAGGGACGUUAAAGGGGUACUGGGGAGGCUCCUUGGAAGGGCAGCUGCCUCUCAGUGAUGGAUCUGUUGGAGGACCAUCAUGAGCAGCAGGGCUAACACCACUGAUGACCAGAAAUCCUGGCCACUUUCACCCAACAGUUUGACGCUGUGUAGUUUUAUAUGUUUUAUGCAACUCUUUCCUUGGGUCUUCCUUUGGUGUCUUUCCUAUGCUCUCUACUGAUCAUAAAGUUAUAUAUUAGGUGCCCCUUUUCACUUUCUCAUAGAUUUUAGAUGUAUCCAAGCAGCAGUUUAUCCUCUUUUAUUUUUGUUAUCACUAUAAUUUACCAGGUCUUGAUUUUCACCAUUUUUUAAGACACUUUUUCAUCAGUAACACCUUCAAAUGCACACUAUGGUUGAAGCACUGAACCUGGCCCUUUACCUGUUUUUGUAAAUGAAGUUUUAUUGGAACACAUCCAUGCAUAUCGGUGUAUGUGCUGUCUAUGGCUGCCUUCCUGUUGCAACAACAAAGCUGUGUCAUUGCCGCAGAAAGUACCUGUCCUGCAAAGCCUGACACACAUAUUUACCAUCUGGCUCUUUACUGAAAAGGUUACCAAUACUUUGAAUUAAAGUAUUCCCAUCUCUUCUAUUCUGAACUUUCUUCCUUAAGCAUCUCAGGAUAACACCAAUAUUCUAUAGUAGUAACAUGAAAUUCUACACAAAACUCCUUUCUUGCAAUUAAUAUAUGUGAUUAGAAUUUUUUUUUCUGUAUAUGUGCUUCAGUAAAUCAAACAAUAAAUGGUACUUUUCCUAAUAACCUAAAUAGGAAUUAGCGUAGAGGCUGGAACUUUGUAUUUUUUUAUAUCUUCAUAUUCCUUCUACCAACAAAAUCUCUGAAACAGAAAAAAAGUGAAAUAAUUUUUUGAAUGAAUAAAUCUAAAUUAGUUUAAAUCCUAGCUUCCGUUAUGCUGUGUCACGGAUUCAAAAUCAUAUCUAUAGACUGAGGACUCCAAAAUGCCUAUCUCCAGAUAGGAUCAUUCCAGAUUUAUAGAUCCUCCAUGUGGA